CGCUCAUCACAGUACGCGCGAGCAACUUAGGAAUGUUUAGCUUGCUGAGAAGACGUCUUGCAUGUGGAUCUCUUACUUUUAGGUCGGAGCUCCGGUCGCAGGUUUCAUGCAAACAGCUGUAGCUCUUCCCACUUUCGAAGACCUAGAAAGAAGCUUCAAACUUCAAAGGUUGAGGGGCAGCAACAAUGAAAUGAUAACAUGCCGGUUGUUCCUCUGCGAGAGUUUGGGCGGAAGCCUAGCAAGUCCCGGCCCAAGACGCAGCGAGAGCUCGAAGCUGAGCAGAAGCUCGACCAGGCUCUGAGUCGCCUUCAGGCCGCCUUGCCCUUGGGUUUUGCUGGUGGUGGCAAUAAGGUCUUGGAGGAGGGACAUAGCUUAUUGCCAUCAUGGUCCGUAGCUGAUGCUUCUGUGCAGCAGCAGGCGAGCAAAGCGAUCCUGGGUCUGGCGGAUGCGCUCGUCGAGCAUUACAAGGAGGUGGAGAGGGAUGCAGGAUGGAGCAAGAAAAUUCAGGUUGCAGUAUCUUCCGCAGUACCCGCUCUGCACUUCCUCCUGGGUCUCCCAAACCCCGCAGUCGCUCAGCGCGCCGCGCAUGCUUGCCAUGUGGCAGCCUCCCAGCUCGCCACCUGGCGCGACGCCAUGGUGCCCUCCCUAGCUGUACCACUGGCCUCUCUGAUCGAUGCCACGGACGUUGUUACGACACAGCACGCUUCCGCCGCCCUCUUACUCAUGAUCCUCGACAAGCCGGGUGCUCGGACCAAGGUCAAAGCGAAAGGGUUCCAGCCCCUGCGGUCGUUCUCCGCUCAGAACGUCUUUGACAGUUUCACCAGAGCGCAGGCGCUUGAUCGGAUGAAGCGGCAGUUGAGCGCGCAGGGAAGUCUAGAGCUUUCGCUGGGGAAGGCUGGUGGCACUACUGGGCGGCAGGUAGUUUUAGACGUCCUCGCGCUCCUGCUGGCCGCAGUGAAGAAGUCUGGGAAGUUGCUCAGACGAGCGGCUGAGGAUUUGGAGUGGGUGGAUGUCUUGGGGGAAACAAUGGCGAGCCAUGAUGGGGGGGUGGCCGCGGCGGCAAUGAGCGCAUCUGCUGUCCUGGCGUCCGAGGGCCAGUUCGGGGCGGCAAUGCUGAGGGUUUGCCCCCUCUUGUCCGCCAGUCUCAUGAAGCAACUGGAGCGUCAAGAAGACGAAGCACGCGGCGCUGCGCUGCGACUGCUAGCAGCCUUGGCGCCCCUCUCCAAUUCGGACACGCUCCUCGACUGCGGACCGCUCUCCCGCGCCGUCGUCCGAAUCCUCUCCGCCCCGCACUCCGACGAAUCCCUGUUGCUCGAAACCCUGGCAACGCUCGGGGCCCUGUUACAGCGCCGGGAGAGCGCCUGGGCCUCAGCUCUGCUGUCAUCGGGGCUCGCACAAGGCCUCGUGAACCUUCUCGGCUGGCCGGCGCCGUCUGAUCGGAGCGGGGAGGUUUUGGGGGAUCCCCCUCGGAGGAUGGCUGAUAUGGAGCCACAGUCGCGGAGGGCGUGCUGGCGGGUGGUGGAGCUCUUGGGGUUUAGCAAGGGUUUGGACGGGGUUAGCAAGGGUCCCGGGGGGGGUAGCAAGGGAGGAGACGUGGUUAGCAAAGGAGCAGAAGGAAAAGCGGCCGGGAAAAGUGCGGGCAAGACGGGUGGGGAUCUGCCGAAGCUCGUUUGGAGUCAUUUUCACAGCAAGGUCUACUUCUUCUCCCCUGGAGACGCGGGCAGUGCGGAGGAACGGGUUGAGAUCUCCCGUGCCCUGCUCAGCCUCCUCUCUUCUCCGACCCCUUCCCUUUCAAAAGCCGCCCGUGCCGUUGCAAUGCAAGACUACGCCAGCAUGACGGAAAUGAGAAUUGGUAUCCUGCCGGGCGACCCAGCGGGCUACUUUCAGGGGGCGCGGACGGCCGAAGCGGACUCGAUUCUAGAGGGGGGGCUGCUGAAGGCUGCGGCGCUGGCAGCGCUGGACCCGUUCAGGAUCAGCGCGGCCACGGGCAUCCGCAUCAUCAUCCUGCUGGCGCUAAAGCUCGACAGCGUCCUGGAACCUCUUUCGGACGACGACGACCAUCUUUCGGACGCUGAGCUGGACGGCCCAGAGUUGGACGCCGUUCCAGUUGCUGCUGCCCGCGAGACCCUCUGCCCGUCCGUGGUCACAAACCCACGAACAGCCCCGGAAUCCAAGGCCUCCCUUGGUUCACGGGAUACCAGAAGUAACCUGGAGUCGAACAACGAUGUCGCUGACACCAAAACCCCGGCCCAAACUCUUGACCGCAAAAGCGCACACCCCAAAACACCAACCCCUGAACCCCCAACCCCCGAAUUACCAAAGCUGCGAGCCCUCAGUCUUGGAAGUACAGAUCCUGAGAGCCUGGAAUCUGGAGAGAGCGAGGGUUUGGAAACUAGAACGAGCGAAAUUUUGGAGGCGUGGGAAGGAAAGGACGGCCUGCUGCUCGCGGCGCUCCAGGCGUUCUGCGGGAUGUACGGACGCUGGCGUGUGUCCGUCGAGCCGUUCCCGUCUGAAACCGUCCGGAAAGCCGCCCCGGGGGGGCCGAUUUUCACGCAGAAGUCACCCCCUGCGGGAGACGGAUCCGUUAUGCGGACGGAAUCAAGCGGAACAAGUGCUGGAGCUUCAGAAUGCUGGCAACUUUGGUGGGCACAUUACUCGAGUGGGGCACUUCUGACCGAGCCGUUGUGUGCGGUUCUGUGCGGGAGUCUCCGGAAGCAACUAGAGCGGGUCUGCGGGGGCCACAGGUUCUCGUGGGGCGCAAGGUGCUGGGCGGCGCGGGCGCUCGCCGAAAUGGGGGGCUAUGGAUGCCCGUCCCGGCUGGGAGGGGAAGUGGGCGCGGUUCUGCAAAGUGCGGACGAUCCGGACGUCUUGUUCAAAUUUUCGGACGGGCAGAGCGCCGGCGCCCAUCGAGCGAUCCUGGCCGCUCGAUGUCCCGUCCUGCUCGCGAUGACAUCGGAAUUAACGGCUGAGAGAGCGAAGGAGGAGCAACCAGCGGCCGCUGAGUCCGUUCGUCAAAGCUCCGCCCCCUUGGAGCAAUCUGCAGACCGGAACGGAGUUCCGGCCGAGUCCGAAGCGUCUCCUGCAACGCGAGUCGUGCAGCUGUCGAACCGCGUCUCGUACAAGGCCUUUGCGCUGCUACUGGAGUACAUAUAUAGCGGGUGGCUGGCGCUGGAAGGCCCUGUAAAGGGGGAGCUGAAACGGGACUUACUGGUGCUUGCGAAGAAGUGCGAGCUGGAGGAUUUGGUGGGGUUGCUGGAGCGCCGGCGGCCAUUCCCGGGGGAUCGGCCACCGGGGUAUACUUUGGGGGGGGCGCUGAGGACUGCGGUCGGGCUGGCGCAAUGUGACGUCACGCUCCUCAUCGACUCCCCUACGGAUGACGUCAGCGAAGGUGCCUCAGGCGAAACCACAGCCGCUGCGGGGCGUCCCGUGAGCGUUCGCGCUCACCGGGUGAUUCUGUCCGCGCGCUCCGAGUACUUUCGCGCGCUCUUCCGGUCGGGGAUGCGUGACAGCGUUUCGGGCGUCGUUCGGGUUCCGAGCACGUCUCAGCCAGCCGUGCUCGCGACUCUAGUUUAUUUGUACACAGGACAACUAGUCAGGCCACAAAUGCGCGCGAGCCCUUCAUUAAAAGGGCAGAUUGAAGUAGGCGUCAAACCGUCGCCAGAUGAAAGGGUAGCAGAUAGCCGAACUUCGAACGAGGGGAAGAGAUCGAAGCAGAACUUGACACCAGGUGGGCAGCGUGGAGCGCCUGCAGCGCCAGACCUGGAAACAGUGUCAAAGUCAAGGUACAGCGACUCGUCUUUAGUCGUUUUCGUCGAAACCGCCGACCUCGCAGAACGGUGGACGUUAGAGCGCUUAGGAAAGCUGUGCUUAGAGCAGGUUAGGCGGCACUUGACACCAGAGAACGCGGUGGCAGUCUUGCAAGCGGCAGCUGCUAUGUCGGCGUGGGCCUUUGCGGAGGCGGCGGUGCCAACGCUGGCGCCGCACUACAGGGACCUGAUGAACGACGAGGGGUUCCGGGAGCUGCCCGAAGAACUGCAAGAAGCGGUUCGGACUGAGCACGUCCGGCUCCAGCAGCAACGGUGACGGCUGAUGCGCUCCGAACAGUUUCAGAAGUCUUGUCUGAUUGAAGUCGAGCACUAGAACUAGCCUUCCGUCAGAAAGGCUCUAGCGUACUCAAAGCUUUUCGAAACGGCCGUAGUCAGCGAGCUUGCGAAGAGCCGUCAUUCAAACAGUACUUGCAGUUUGAUUGAAAAGCGCUUGUGUCGUUCACCCUCUGAUUGGGCAGCCGAGAAUGUCACACGGGUUAUUAUUCAUCAUUAUCGCCAU
Klebsormidium nitens is the source of this 4326-nucleotide messenger RNA. NCBI's taxonomy places the organism in Eukaryota, Viridiplantae, Streptophyta, Klebsormidiophyceae, Klebsormidiales, Klebsormidiaceae. The record is from the annotation of a GenBank genome assembly.